Messenger RNA from Zootermopsis nevadensis, 764 nucleotides. NCBI's taxonomy places the organism in Eukaryota, Metazoa, Arthropoda, Insecta, Blattodea, Termopsidae. The record is from RefSeq and is a predicted model, not a curated record.
CGACUGUUUGGAGGACUAAGGCGCAGAUAGGCAUGUAACAUUAAAAGAUGGAACUCGUGGAAUUAGGGUUAAAAUUUGUGGAAUGGAUUAAUUUUGCUCUGAACAUGGACCGGUGGCGAACUCUUGUGAACCCGGUAGUGAACCUUCGGAUUACGUAAGAGGCCGGAAAUGUCUUGACUAGUUAUGCGUACGAUUAUAAUAUCAAGGUCUGUGCUGCAUUGAGUUUACCGCCGGCCGUCGCUCUUGAAAGGACACGAAAUCCUCGACAACCACGGAUUACCAACAACCAUCUUCUGCCAAUGUGAAGGUCUCGGUCGCCAUCUUCCCCGCUCCACCACACCCGAACUGAAGUAAACAUUUUGAUGGGACAGGGUCGAUAUCGGCCCGGGGAUCGGGAAAUCAAGCAAACUGGAACUCAUGGAAUUAGAGAAUAUUGUUGCAAAUACUGUAUAUCUAAAAGCGAGAGAAGGUGGUGCAGAUAGUAACAAAGGAAAAAGUAAGAAAUGGAGGAAAAUUUUGCAGUUCCCGCACAUAUCACAAUGUAUAGACUUGAGGAAUAAAAUAGAUGUAAAGUAUUCAUAUGUUGUGGAUCAACAGCCAAUCGGCCGGUUGCUGUUCCGACAGUUCUGUGAGGAUGCAAAACCAGAAUACCAUCGUUACAACAUCUUUCUCGAUUCCAUCGUGAGUUUGUGAAUAUGAGUACCAUUUUAUUUGAAUAUAAGGUCCAGAUUAUGAGACAUGGCAACAGGUAUAUAAAGUGCUGA